AUGCCUCCCAAGACCCUGCGAGAUCGAGCUCCCAGCAGCAGGACCAGUGGUAUUGGUACUAAAUCCACAGACGAUCGACUAGACGAGAUAUAUGAGAUCCUCAGGAAUCUUAUUACUGAGGAUGUGUUGGAUAAAAAGUUAGAGAAACUCCGUUUGGACAUUCAGCUAGAACACGCAGAACGUAUUGAAGCUCUGGAGGAGAGGGUAAACACCCUGGAAACUGAAAAUAACAACUUGAAAGUGACAAUUUCUGAGCUAGAGAACGAGUUAUUGACCAGUCAAGAUCGACAGAGUGAGAUGGCGGGAAAGUAUAACGACCUGGAACAACAAGGCCGGAAGAAUUCUGUUAGAAUCGUUGGACUUCCAGACCCGGGAGUGAGGGAAUCGGUAGAGGACUGUGUCCAAACGAUCGUGGGAUUUGUACGUGACACCUUGAAAGUACCACUUCAGGAGAGGGACAUUGACAUCGCACAUAGAUUGGGAAAGUACAAUGGUACAAAUCCUAGGAAUGUGAUAGUAAAGUUCACGCACCGGAGAAAGAAGCAUGAAAUUAUCCGCGCCCGCAAGAUCCUGAAAGGUUCCAAGUUUGUUAUCUAUGAAGACCUUACUUCCUUAAAUCAACAGAGACUGAAGGAAGCGUUCCGUAUGAACUGUGUCAAAAAUUCGUAUAGCACAGACGGGAAAAUAUAUGUGAUUUUGACUAAUGGCAAGAAGCGCAGACUUUUACACGAUACACCCUUGGAAGAAAGUUACUUGAUGAACGAUGCUAAUUUUGUAUCAAGGAGAUAGAAGUUGGACAGUGCACAGUGAUCGGUAAAUGACUUAA
Molecule: messenger RNA, 826 nt
Organism: Ylistrum balloti
Lineage: Eukaryota; Metazoa; Mollusca; Bivalvia; Pectinida; Pectinidae
Exons: 1
Coding region: 1-789 (262 amino acids)
Source: RefSeq, a predicted model, not a curated record